CCUAUCAAUGCCAGUCAGUGCCACCUAUCAGUGCUGCCAGUCAUCAGUGCCGCCUAUCAGUGCUGCCUAUCAGUGCUCAUCAGUGAUGCCUGUCAAUGCCCAUCAGUGCCACCUACUAGUGCCUCCUCAUUAGUGCCCAUCAGUGCGACCUAUCAGUGCCCAUCAUUGCAGCCUCAUUACAUCAGUGAAGGAGAAAAAUCACUUACUUACAAAAUUUUAUAACA
Staurois parvus is the source of this 224-nucleotide messenger RNA. The record is from the annotation of a GenBank genome assembly. NCBI's taxonomy places the organism in Eukaryota, Metazoa, Chordata, Amphibia, Anura, Ranidae.